AUUGAAAGAUUGAGAAUAGUGGUGAUAUAUAUAUUUUUUUACGAGAGUGACUAUAUUAUGUGUAGAAAGUGAGAUUUUCCAGCUGAAAUGUAUGGGUAAUGAUGGUCAUGACGUGAUGUCAUGGCCAUGGAUGUUCAUAUUCCUUACUGGUCUGAGUUGAGGAUAAGGGGUUUGACUUGUUCUCCAUGGAGUAGCCACCAAGUAAAAAACACGAGGGCUUUUUCAGUCAAACUCAAAAACCAGAAUUUCAGUACUUGUGGAGGCGCUCACUCUGCCAUUUUGGGGUGGAAGAAGAGAGAAAUGGGUUGGAGUGAGACAGUCAGAAACGCAGAGAAGUUGGUGGAGAAAACCAUGAAAGGGAACGACGCUUCCCACGACGCUGCUCACGUUUGGAGGGUCAGAGAUCUCGCUCUCUCUCUCGCCCAAGAUGAAGGCCUCUCUUCCAAUCCACACUCCAUGCAAAUUGUUGAGCUCGCUGCCCUUCUCCAUGAUAUAGGUGAUUACAAAUACUUGAGAGAUCCAUCUGAGGAGAAAAUUGUUGAGAAUUUUUUGGAGGCAGAAGGAAUAGAGGAGGAGAUGAAAAGUACGAUCUUGGGGAUUAUUAAGGGCAUGGGUUUCAAAGAGGAGGUUUCAGGGAAUGGAGUUGGUGAACUGUCUGUAGAGUUUGGGGUUGUACAAGAUGCUGAUCGCCUGGAUGCAAUUGGUGCUAUUGGAAUUGCUCGGUGCUUUACUUUUGGCGGAAGCAGGAACAGAGUUCUCCAUGAUCCUAACAUCCAGCCACGGUUAGACUUAUCCAAGGAACAGUAUAUGAAAAAAGAUGAGCAGACUACUGUAAACCACUUCCAUGAGAAGCUUCUUAAGCUUAAGGAUAUGAUGAAAACCAAGGCUGGACGGAGCAGGGCUGAGAAAAGGCACAAAUUCAUGGAGGAUUAUCUUAAAGAGUUCUAUGAUGAAUGGAAUGGAAAAGCUUGAAGCAGAAAGAGAGACUUACUAUAACUCCCCAUGUAAUGUGUUGUCUCUAGCUCUAACAUUAUUUGAGUCUCAAUUUCAAAUUGUGAUGGAUUAUGUUAUAUACAAAUAGUGUAAAAUAAAAAUGAAGGUGGAUGAUUCAUGAUUGUAACUUUUAAUGCCUAAAAUAAGGUGAGUUUUCUGAUUGUCGUUUA
Humulus lupulus (European hop) is the source of this 1163-nucleotide messenger RNA. RefSeq lists its product as uncharacterized. Bases 121 to 972 code for a protein of 283 amino acids. NCBI's taxonomy places the organism in Eukaryota, Viridiplantae, Streptophyta, Magnoliopsida, Rosales, Cannabaceae. The record is from RefSeq and is a predicted model, not a curated record. The transcript is spliced from 7 exons.